CUCCACCAACAACCUACACUCCGACCCCGACAGCGACAACAACUAUCGACAUGAGCGGACGCGGCGGAUUUUCCAGGGGCGGCGGCGGCGGUCGCGGCGGCGGCUUUAGCGGUGGUCGCGGAGGUCGCGGCGGUGGCCGCGGUGGUUUCCAGAGCUACGGCCCUCCCGCUGAGGUGCUUGAGAUCGGCUCGUUCGUCCACCCCGUCGAGAGCGAGAUGCUCUGCUCUCUGACGCAGCCGACCAAGAUUCCCUACUUCAACGCACCUAUUUACCUUGAGAACAAGACUCAAAUCGGCAAGAUUGACGAGAUUCUCGGCCCUAUCAACGAGGUCUACUUCACCGUCAAGAUGGACGCUGGUAUGCAGGCCGCGUCGUUCAAGAAGGAGGACAAGGUGUACAUCGGCGGCGACAAGCUCUUGCCAUUGGAGCGCUUCCUCCCCAAGCCUCCUGCGCCUAAGGGCGAGAAGAAGCGUGGCGGCGCGACUGGUGGCCGUGGCGGCGGCCGUGGCGGUGGCCGCGGUGGUGGCCGUGGCGGGUUUGGCGGCCGCGGUGGUGGCCGUGGUGGGUUCAGCUCGCGUGGCGGCGGCGGCGGCGGCCGUGGUGGGUUCAGCUCGCGCGGCGGCGGCGGUGGGUUUAGCUCGCGUGGUGGCGGUGGUGGCCGCGGGCGGGGACGUGGUGGCUACUAAGAUAGUCUCAUCUGUAUGUUGAUGUAUUAUACCCGAG
Molecule: messenger RNA, 723 nt
Organism: Cutaneotrichosporon oleaginosum
Lineage: Eukaryota; Fungi; Basidiomycota; Tremellomycetes; Trichosporonales; Trichosporonaceae
Biological process (GO): ribosome biogenesis; snoRNA guided rRNA pseudouridine synthesis
Cellular component (GO): box H/ACA snoRNP complex
Molecular function (GO): box H/ACA snoRNA binding
Source: RefSeq, a predicted model, not a curated record